Molecule: messenger RNA, 3264 nt
Organism: Cyphellophora europaea CBS 101466
Lineage: Eukaryota; Fungi; Ascomycota; Eurotiomycetes; Chaetothyriales; Cyphellophoraceae
Exons: 4
Coding region: 1-3264 (1087 amino acids)
Biological process (GO): response to oxidative stress
Molecular function (GO): oxidoreductase activity, acting on paired donors, with incorporation or reduction of molecular oxygen; iron ion binding; monooxygenase activity
Source: RefSeq, a predicted model, not a curated record
AUGCCAGGUCCGCUGGGCAAAGUUCUGGAAAUGGCCCGCCGAGCUGCUCCCACGGCGCCGGACGGCAAGACGGAUGAGCAUGCUGCGGGAGGGGCGUCGGAUGAGAAGACAUCUAUUCUAUACGACCUGCUGCAUUUGGGCAGAACCAACAGAAGGACAUUGUAUCAAGCGUUCAACACCCUCGCUGCCGGAGAGCCGCUUGACGACAAAAAAUGGCUACUCGAGAAGGGUGUAUCCAUGCUUCAAGGCCUACCUCCGAAUAGCGGGCUCAGUGCUCGCGUUUCCGGUGGCUUCAUCAAGAUGCUAUGGCACGACCUCCCUCAUCCACCUCCUGCACUGGCGGGACCCGAGAACCGCUAUAGACGGCAUGACGGUGGAGGCAACAACCACUGGGAUCCUGAGAUGGGCAAAGCCGGCACCCCAUACUGUCGGAGCGUUGCACCAGGCAAGGCUACGGGCCCUAAUCUUCCGGACCCAGAGCUGGUCUUCGAAAAGCUUCUGAAACGUACCGGCGCUUUUAGACCGCAUCCAUCCGGACUAAACCGACUGUUCUUUUCCUUCGCCACUAUUGUCAUCCAUGAGUGCUUCCAAACCAACCGAAAGAAGCAAUGGAUCAACGAAACAUCCAGCUACGUCGACCUCAGCACUCUAUACGGCAAUACAGGCGAGGAGCAGAAGAGAGUCCGAACAUAUGAGAAUGGCAUGAUCUAUCCGGACUCGGUUGCAUCAGAACGCAUUAUGCUGAUGCCGCCCGGGGUCAUUGCGGUUCUGCUGAUGUUCUCACGUAAUCACAACGAGAUUGCAUAUUCGCUGUGGUCUGUCAACGAGCAGAGCAAGUAUGGCGACUGGGAGGACUUGACAGAGGAGCAAAAGAAAUGGCAAGAUGAAGAUAUCUUUCAAAUUGCUCGAAACAUCAACGUUGGCUUCUUUGCCUCGGUCGUCCUCAAGGACUAUGUUGCAGCCAUCUUGAACACCCCACGAGCCAACUCGGAAUGGUCUCUUGAUCUCGGCGGCGAAAUCAAAUUACGCGGCGACCGUGUUGAACGUGGCGCUGGCAACGUCGUCUCCGUCGAAUUUGCCGUUCUUUACCACUGGCAUGCUGCUCUCAGUGCGGCUGACGGAGACUGGAUGGAGGACAUGCUCCGAUCAAAUCUUCCUGAUCUGAAAUCAAUUGAUGACAUGACACCCGAGCUCUUCGCCCAGGUUGUGAAACAAGAAGGUCACCGACUUAUGUCGACACCACCAAAGGAGUGGACCUUCGACGGCCUGAAGCGAGGACCUGAUGGAAGGUUCAGCGAUGCUGACCUCGGUAAGAUCCUGAAAGACUGUGUCGAAGAACCCGCCCACGCCUUUGGUGCCCAUGGCACACCCGCAAGUCUGAAAGUCGUAGAUAUCUUGGGACAGCUGCAAGCCCGCGGCGUGUUCAAUGUCUGCACCUUGAACGAGUUCCGCAAAUACCUGAACUUGAAGCCUUAUGAGAACUUCCUUCAAUGGUGUGAGGAUGCAGAAACUGCUCGCACCGCCGAGUUGUUGUAUGGCCACAUCGACAACAUGGAGCUCUAUCCAGGCCUACAGGCAGAGUGCACCAAGCCUCCUAUGCCUGGUAGUGGUGUGUGUCCCGGUCAGACUACUGGCCGUGGUAUUUUGGACGACGCAGUAUCACUUGUUCGGGGCGAUCGUUUCCUUACCUACGACUUCAACAGCAGUACCCUCACAAACUGGGGUGUGUCAAAGCUCCGCUCCAGUACUGCAGGUGGUGCUUAUGGCGGUGUGCUUCCGACCCUGCUCUUCCAAGGACUUCCUGGCGAGUAUACUGGCACAUCCACCUACGCUCUUCUCCCAUUCUACACCCCGAAAGCCGUGCGAGGCAUUCUGGAAGGCAACGGUGUAAUCCAACAGUAUGAUCUCCACCGACCCCAACAGAAUACCACCAAGAUCGUUGGCAUCCAUACCCAGGAUGGGGUCAAGAGGAUCUUCGAGGACCGCGACAAUUUCCGUGUCAUGUAUCAAGCUGCCAUCAAGAACUGCACUGAUGGCCACGACUUCAUGAUCGGCUGGGACCAGCAACGUCGCCACGAUGAACGCUCCAAGCUCCUGCAUCAUGUCUUCUUCGAGAAAGGGUUCGAAGCCAAUGUUGCCCAAUUCUUCCGCAACAAUGUGCAAAAGCUGAUCGAGAAGAACUCUUUAUCAUACCCUGAUGGCCGGCGCUCGAUCGACAUUGUGCGCGAUGUCACCAACGUCACCCCCAUACUCUGGCUUGCCGAGCGAUUCGCUGUUCCAUUGAAGUCCGAGGAAAACCCUCGCGGUCUCAUCACCCGCGCCGAGCUCUUCGACAUCUACCUCGUCCUUUUCAUGUAUCAGAGCUUCAACAUCCUGCCUCAGAACGAAUGGAAGCUCCGCGAAGGCAGCAUGAAGGUCGCGCCUCUCCUACGCGGCGUUCUCCACGGCCACCUCUCCACCCAACAGGGCGGCUACAAAGAAGUCUUCGCCGACAUCGUGGAGAAAGGCACCGCCUACGAAGUCAAGCCCGACGCCGACCGCCUAUACAAGGAACUCGCCAAGUCGGGCCUCCCCGCGGGCGACCUCGUGGGCGACUGCAUCGGCAUGGGCGCCCCCGUAGCCGGCAACCUCACGCAACAAGCCUCCCUGCUCAUCGACCUGUACCUCAGCCCGGGCUACGAGAAAUACAAAGCUCGCAUCGUCGAGCUGGCCCAUCGCGACGACGCCGCCGGCGACAAGGAACUCCUCGGCUUCGUCUACGAAGGCAUGCGCCACGCCGGCGUCGUCCCCGGGCUCCCCCGCGUCGCCGCGCAGGACAUCACCGUCAAAGACGGCCAGCGCGGGCCCAUCCGCAUCAAGGCCAACCAGACGGUGCUGAUCGCCACGUCGCGCGCCGCCAUGGAUCCCGUCGCCUACCCGAACCCGGAACUUAUCGAUCCGCACCGCCCCAUCUCGUCGUACACGCUGCUGGGCCACGGCCUGCACUUCUGCUUCGGCGCCCGGCUGGUGGCGCCCAGCCUGGUGUCGACGCUCAAGGAGGUGUUCCGGCUCAAGAACCUGCGGAGGGCGCCAGGGAGGCAGGGGAAUUUCAGUACGUUGAAUCACCAUGUGGCGGGUGUCAAUAUGCGCGUGUAUCUGGAUGCGAACUCGAAUGAGAGUCCGAUUCCGACCACGUUGACGCUGCUUUACGAUGGGGAGGAGGAGAUGCAGAUGAAUGGCGUGGCGGAUGGGGAGGUUACGAGGAUGGCUGCGUCAUGGGCUUGA